AUGGCUUACGCUGCUGUAACUUCGCUUAUGGAAACACUUUCUCUAAAUUUCUUGCAAUCAGAACCACCCUUUCCUCUUGAAGAUUUAGAGGCACAGAUCAGAGACGAUGCCAAUCAAAAUCUUGGCUUGCUGCAACAAAUUCUUGAGGCUCAGAUGAGAGAGAUGGAUGUGGACGAAUCGUCAUCAAAGCGUCUUCGUAUAAAGGCUUGCCUCCCCAGGUUUCAUGGAAAGCAGCAGCUUACUUGGGAUAGUAUACUUUUGACUUCUUGGCUCAGUGAGGUGGUUGAAGUGAAACAAAAGAUAGUUUCUCUCCAUCAAAAUCUGGGCUUGCUGCAACAAAGUCUUGAGAAAUCUGAGAUCGCUUGUCGUGAUGCGAGGGUGAUGAAAGAUUUAGAGGCGCAGAUCAGAGAUGCAUCCUUCAAAGCGGAAGAAAGGAUUGAGAUGGAGUUGAGUGCCAUUUAUCUAGCAAAGGGCAAGGGGGAUAGUCUUCAUAUAGCAGCUUGCCUCCUCAGGCUUCAUGAGAUCUUCAAAGAAGCAGAAAAACAGACUGAUUACCAAAGGAAUGAAUUGAUUAGGAUUCAAAUUGAAUGCCAGCAGCUUGCAAAGGUUUCACUCCUUGGUCGGAUCCGACGAAGAGGACUACUACAGCUUGUUAAAGGAUCAUCACUGCAUGAUCUAGUACACAAGAAAAUGAUUAUGAGUAACUUUUCCAAAAAAGCUUCAAAGUUUGACGGUGGAAUGGUCGGAUGCGAGAAGCUGUUUGAGAAGAUAUUGGAUCAGCUGCUCACGCAACAAACAACUAAGGGGAGACAAGUUGUUUCCAUUGUUGGCAUGGGAGGAAUAGGCAAGACAAUUUUAGCACACAAAGUUUAUCAAGAUCCAUCAGUUACUUCUCAUUUUGACAAGCGAGCAUGGGUUACUGUAUCCCAAGAGUUUAACAAGGAACAAAUGCUCCGAUGCCUUCUUGGUUGUGUUACUACAGCAUCAAGAGAUGAACUCCAAGAACAGGGCACUGACCAAUACCAAGAAAGGUUGUAUAAAUGUUUGAAAGGUCAGCGAUAUUUGAUAGUGAUUGAUGAUAUAUGGAACACUACUGCUUGGGAUAAUGUUCAAAGAUGUUUUCCAGAUGAUAAUAAUGGAAGUUGUGUAUUAUUGACUUCUCGACUCAAAGAGGUGGCUAAAUAUACUAGCUCAGGUAACUCUAUCAUUAACAUGCCUUUCUUAGAUGCCGAUGAAAGUUGGAGUCUCUAUUGCAAAGUGUUUGGCAAAAUAGAAUUUCCUUGGGAGUUUGAGCAAAUUGGUAGAGACAUAGUGAAGAAAUGUAAAGGAUUACCUCUAGCUAUUACUGUAGUAGCUAGUCUUCUCUCUAAGACAGAGGAGAAGGAGAAAAAGUGGAAGAAUGUUGCAAAAAGUGUAAUGGGUGAUUCCAAAAUACUAUAUUUGAGUUACAACCAAUUACCCCAUCACUUAAAAGCCUGUUUUUUAUAUUUUGGAAUUUUUGAGGAAGACUAUGAGAUCCCUGUGAAGAAGUUGGUUAGGUUGUGGGUGGCAAGAGGGAUUUUUGAGCACUGUGAAGCAUGUGAAUAUGGAGAAAGUGGCCUUGAAAUGCUUGCAAGAUCUUGUUGA
Molecule: messenger RNA, 1626 nt
Organism: Ipomoea triloba (trilobed morning glory)
Lineage: Eukaryota; Viridiplantae; Streptophyta; Magnoliopsida; Solanales; Convolvulaceae
Product: putative late blight resistance protein homolog R1B-17
Exons: 1
Coding region: 1-1626 (541 amino acids)
Biological process (GO): defense response to other organism
Molecular function (GO): ADP binding
Source: RefSeq, a predicted model, not a curated record